AGCUAACAGGCGUAAGAACUGAGCGUGAUGGUGUCCUGCACUGUGCUCCGUUGUUUUUGCCUUACCCUUAUGUUUGUUCUUGUUGCGCUUGCUUCAAAUGGGUGCAAAUUUCCCAGUGAACUGGAGAAUGAACACAAGAGCCUGAAAAGCAAGUUUAAGGAGCUUAAGGAUAACUUGACGAACACCCGCUCAGCAAUAAAGGCAAAGGAAAAGGAAAAUCUGUUGACCAAAGAGAUACUACUGGAAAAGAUGCAGGCAAUCACCACCAACAUUGUGGCCUUGGAAAAUGAUACUCAAGAUUUCAUGGACAAACUGGAAAAUUUCUGUGAUGUCUGCCCAAAAGAUCGUUGCCAGUCCAUUUUGAAUCGAAAUAAUAACCGCCUGGAGCGAAUGAAGAAAGUUGGAGAUAUGAUUAAGGAGCGAUACGACAAAAUAGACGCCGAGGAGUCUGGUCAGAAAAGUCGAAGGCAUCUCGCUUCCCUACACAUGGAAGACCUAAAGCCACUGCACCAAGCUUCGUACAGGACGCAUAAAACAAACAGCCAGUGACCAGUUAAAACUUGAAGUAUUGACCAGCCUGCAUAACACUAAAAGCUGUUGAAGGCCUUAAUGUAAUA
Messenger RNA from Pocillopora verrucosa, 617 nucleotides. RefSeq lists its product as uncharacterized. The record is from RefSeq and is a predicted model, not a curated record. Lineage: Eukaryota; Metazoa; Cnidaria; Anthozoa; Scleractinia; Pocilloporidae.